CAAAACUUCGUACGGCAUUAUUUUAUUUGAUAUGUUCUCAUUAUGCCCUCCUCAUGCGUCGUGAUAAAAACCCCAUUCAAGCACGAUGGUUGCACAGCAGAACCACCACAUGUGGAAUACACAUACCACCGAGAAGGUGCAUGUGUUAUGCACAAGAAAAUGUUGCAAAGAUAUGCGUGCCGCGAAGAGAAAGGGGAGUCCCCAUCAAGUUUUGGCGGUCGUGACCGGUGCCCCAAGUGUGAUGUAGAGAGAAGGAAGCGCCGGCUGCAGUCCCCGCAUCUGCAUAAGAACCGUAACAAACCCUCAGCCGUUACCCGAAGAAAGAAAGAUUCUAUAUCUUGCUGCACCGUAAUGUAGUUGGUGGCCUUCCCAGAUACUCUAUCGACCUAGUUCCUCGAUUUCCCAAUGCAAAAUCUCUCCGGGAUACAAGGCAUCUGGAAUCUCACCGUGUCCGAAUCGUGUGCCUACAAUUGGACGGAUCCAACUUCGCACAUACUCAACUCGCUCAAUACAAUAGCGUUUCCGAGUAGGGCUCCGCUCGAAUCGAAUCGGAUCGAACUUUUAAAUAAUUCGAAUUCGACAGUCGAAUCGAAUUUUUAUAUAGGAAAAAUUCGACCAUAAUUCGAUGAGUAUUCGUCGAAAUUCGAAUCAAAUCGAACUUUUAUUACGUGAAAUUAGAUUUUAGCUCUCUCCUUUAA
Hyaloscypha bicolor E is the source of this 698-nucleotide messenger RNA. RefSeq lists its product as uncharacterized. The transcript has 3 exons. Lineage: Eukaryota; Fungi; Ascomycota; Leotiomycetes; Helotiales; Hyaloscyphaceae. The record is from RefSeq and is a predicted model, not a curated record. The annotation marks the transcript as partial.